Lethenteron reissneri (Far Eastern brook lamprey) is the source of this 9350-nucleotide messenger RNA. Its product is annotated as collagen alpha-1(XVIII) chain-like. Gene Ontology annotation, molecular function: serine-type endopeptidase inhibitor activity. The record is from RefSeq and is a predicted model, not a curated record. Gene Ontology annotation, cellular component: extracellular matrix. NCBI's taxonomy places the organism in Eukaryota, Metazoa, Chordata, Hyperoartia, Petromyzontiformes, Petromyzontidae.
GCGGCUGGGAUAACUUUUGUCAUCGUCCCAACUACUCUGGCUGGAAUUCCAGAGAGGGGGGUCUGGCAGCGUGACGCGUGACCCCGAGUCCGUGAGCUCUCCACGACGUUUGCCGGUCGCACGUGACCGCCGCUGCGGAUUUUCCUGCUGUAACCCGGUGUGUCGGGGAGAUUGUGUUUUUUUUUUAUUGACACCUCCAAAGUAUUCUGGGAUUUAUUCAACCCCACGUGUCUCUGUGACAUGAGCCGGUGGCUUUUCAUCUUCUCGCUGUUGUGAGAAUGCCACAAAGGUUAGGGCGCUACCUCUUCUAAGUUCGUGUUAGUCUCAAAUAGCACAAGGGGAAGAUUAAAAAAAAAAGCACCAUCUCCUUUCCGUCCGCUUGUUGGAUUCUCCGUUGACAAUAAUGGCGAGGCAGAAUUUACUGUGCAUCGCCGUCCUGUUGCUGGGAUGUGCUGCUCCACUGGCAUCUGCACAGUGGGAUUGGUUGUUCCGUGGAAAGAAGACGACCACAACGCUGGCCCCGAUCGUGUCCACCACUCCAGCUGCGAUUUCCACUGCUCAGGCUGAGGUGUCCACCGCUCCGACUGCGAUCUCCACCUCGUCCUCAGCCCAGGUCGGCGUGGGAACCACCUUGGCGAGCGUGACCUCUGGUCCUUCGCUCGCACCUGCCACCUCCUCCGCAAGCAGGAGCCUGCAGAAAUCGAGCGUCGCCACAGAGGCUCCUCCAACGCCUGCAGCGGAAACCUUCGCCACCACUCAGGGGCAGGGCGGGACCCCAACCCUGGGGACAGAGGCCCACAGCAGCGAGCCCAGCGGUGCGGGCCCUACCACUACCCCACCGCCCACUCACUGGCUCACUGCUAACGCAAGUACAGACGACGCUUCUUCGGCCCACGGGAUCGACCUCCUGAGGCUCAUUGGAGACCCGACGCCCAAGUCGGUGUCGGUAGUCGCUGGGCAGGAUGACCGCUCGGCCUUCUACUUCCACCGCGGAGCCGAAGUGGCCAAGCGAUUCCAGGGCUUCUUCACCAAGCCUCUGCCCGCAGACUUCUCCAUCUUGGUCACCAUCACCCCUGCCACCAGCCAGGGCGGCUUCAUCUUCUCGGUGAUGGACGCCUUGAAGCAGACGGUCUACCUCGGCGUGAGCGUGUCUCCCGAGCGCGAAGAGCUGCAGCUGCACCUCACCUCGUCGCAGGAGCGCCGCACGACUCCCGUGGCCACAUUCCGGCUGCCUGUGCCCGCGAAGCAGCUGACGCGCUUCGCCCUGCGCCUCCGCGGCUCCGAGGCCUCGCUCCUCGACUGCGAGGCCGAAGCCUCCGAGCAGAAGGCGACGCUGGAGCGGCCGCCGGGGGAGCUGCGAUUCCCGCAGGGCGGAGGGUUCUUCUUCGUGCGAGGACGAAACGAGCAGCCGCGAUACGAGGGAGUCAUCAACGACCUGAGGAUCAGCACGGAACCAUCGGCGGCCAGGCAGCACUGCGAGGAUGACGACGUGCUGGAAGCCUCUGGAGGUGACCAGAGCGGAGAUGGCGACAUCGAUGGGGACACGCCCCCCCUGCCUGCACCGUCCAUCGACAGCCCAACGCCAACCGCGCCCACAGUGCCCAAGGUCACGCUGCUGGAGGAGCCAGGAGAGAAGGAGGACUCCGAGGUGCCGCCCGGGCAGGGCCACAUGGCCCCGAGCACCCCACACUACACGGACGAGGUGGAGAUGAAUCAGGUGGCGGGCGUUGAGAGCGGCCCGCCCGGGGUGCCAGUGCCCAGACAACCUCUCACCCCCAGCGCCCACGAGACCUCCGCCAAGCCAGAUGAAGGUGAGGAUGCUGAUCAAGGAUCUGGCGUUGGGGAGCUUACGGACACAGAGCUUUGCACGCUGUUACCGGACAAGGGCCCUUGCAAGAGCCGCUUGCAGCGCUGGUUCUACAACCCCAAGAAGCACGGCUGCGAGCAGUUUGAAUACGGCGGGUGCCUCGGGAAUCAGAACAACUUCGUCACCAUCCUGGAGUGCCUCAAGCGCUGCGCCUCGGUGCCAGGAGUUGCUGCGGAGAAGCCCAGAGUGGAGCCGACGACGCCGGCGGGGGGCGAGACGGUGGCAGCAGGGCCGGGAGACGACAAGGAGCAGCCCCCUGUCAAGACCGGAGCAGCGCAGGUGGAGGGCGCGAGCGACGGGCGAGUGGGCCUCACCGGCCCGAAGGGGGACAAGGGAGAUCCGGGGCCUCCUGGACCCCGCGGGCCCCCCGGCCCGCCAGGCCCUCCCAGCCCCGCCGCGAGUGUACGCGUCGACGCGGCGGCCGCCAAACCCGGCCUGCCGGGACCUCUUGGACCCGUGGGACCCCCCGGCCUGCCCGGGCCCGUCGGCAAGCCCGGCCUUGCGGGUAAAGGUGGCGCUAAAGGAGACCGAGGGUCACGAGGAUUCCCCGGGGUCCAGGGAGAGUUGGGAGCGAAGGGGGACAAGGGCGACGCUGCUGUGGGCCUCCCGGGACCGCCGGGCCCUCCCGGACCGCCUGGGCCCCCCGCAUCGAGGCACGGCGAAAAGGCGGAAGGCUCUGGAGAUGACGAGAAUGAUGAUGAAGAUGACAUUGUUGACGGCACCACCAGGGGCCGCUCGCGUGUGCCUGGGCCCCCUGGCCCCCCCGGUCCUCCGGGGCCCCCAGGCCUCCCAGGGAUUCCCGGGCAGCCAGGAAGCGCGGGAGAGGGAGGCCAAGCACAGGGAGGCAGCGGCGAGGCGGGUUCUUCAGGCAUCCCAGGCCGCAUGGGCCUCCCAGGAUCCGAUGGGCCUCCUGGUCAGAAGGGUGACAGGGGACAGAUGGGCGUGUACGGACUCCCUGGGUUGCAGCGUCCGUCGGCACCGCAGGGAGAGAAGGGAGACGCGGGCCCAGAAGGGCCUCAGGGCCCGCAGGGCCCACCGGGAAUCUCCGGCGUCACCGGGCCACCCGGUCCCCCGGGGCCCCCCGGCCCACCCUCAUCUGCCAUCAGAUACAACUCCGACUUCAGCGACAUGGAGGGUUCGGCUUUCGGCGACGGGGAGCCGGGCACCGUUGGCAAACCUGGGCCCAAGGGCAUGACAGGAGAUCCGGGUGCAGACGGAACGCCGGGACUGCCGGGACCUCCAGGGCCUCCAGGCUCCGUCGGACUCGCAGGGCACCCCGGGCCCCAGGGCCCGAUGGGUGCCAAGGGGGAGAUGGGUCUACAGGGACGACCGGGGUUGGACGGCGUCGGCAUUCAGGGACCGCCCGGCCUACCCGGUCCGCCUGGGCCCCCUUCCUUCUUCCAUGGACCGACCUACGAUGUGGAGUCGGGGGGUGUGGCAGGCCAAGCAGGACAGCCAGGGCCCCCAGGCCCCGUGGGACCCUGCAGGACUCCAGGUCAGCAAGGGCCUCCGGGAAUGGUGGGACUGGCUGGACACCCAGGGCUGCCUGGACCCCGCGGGGAGAAGGGCGCCUCGGGCAUUCAGGGACCCGCGGGGAUGAAGGGUGAGAGGGGGGAACCCGGGGUCGUCAUUGCUGCAGAUGGCUCCCAUCUGGCAAGCAUGGCAGGGCCCCAGGGACCCAAGGGUGACAAGGGCGAUGCUGGCUCUCCUGGAUUGCUGGGUCCGGUGGGUCACGCCGGAGUCAAGGGGGAGUACGGCAUGCCGGGGAGGCCCGGUCGGCCGGGAGUGAACGGCUUCAAAGGUCAGAAGGGCGAAUCUGGAGGAGGUGUUGGCCUGGGAAAUAGUUUCCCCGGCCCUCCCGGACCUCCCGGCCCGCCUGGCCCCCCGGGCCAGCCGGGGUUCCCCGUGGACGUCAACAACAGAGUGGACCACUUCCAGCCGGGGGUGCAUUCAAAUUUCGGGCUGAAGGGCGAGAAGGGCUCCAUGGGCUACCCAGGACACCACGGCUCCAACGGGGAGAAGGGAGACCCGGGGCCUCCAGGGCCGCCCGGAUCCAUCACGAACAUAGCACAGCUUGCCGGGAUCAAGGGGGAGCGCGGCGAGUCUGGCAUGAAGGGCGAGCCUGGCACGGUGGUCUACGGGGACUUCCCUCACGGGAUUCCCAGCGUCCCCGGGCCCCCAGGCAUCCCAGGAAGACCGGGACUCGUGGGCCCCAAGGGAGACUCGGUGGUGGGUCCAAGUGGCCCCCCGGGCAGCGCUGGCCCCCCUGGAUCUCCGGGGUACGGCUACGAGGGGCCCCAGGGCAGGCCAGGCCCCCCUGGGCCUCCAGGGCCCCCCGGCGGUCAAGGACACACCUCCCCAGGAGGCUCCGGUCCCAGCUACGUCCUCCAGGGAGCGGUGGGGCCCCCCGGGCCACCAGGACCCGCCGGCUCCUCCAGCGGGGUGACGAUAACGAACUCCGUGGAGGCCAUGCUGCAGACGUCGCGAGCCACGCCGGAGGGCGCGCUGGUGUACGUGCGCGAGACGGGAGACGUCUACAUCCGGGUGCCCGGGGCGUGGAGGAAGUUACAACUUGGAGACACCAUUGCCAUCCCUAGCAGCAACACCCACGCUCGUCUGCCCCAGAGCGAGGUGGUGCAACUGAACCCCCAGCCAGCGUGGCCUCCCCGGGCACCCAGAUACCACAAUGGACACAAGCUCCACCUGGUGGCGCUCAACAGGCCAAUGACGGGUGACAUGCACGGCAUCCGCGGCGCAGACAUCCUGUGCUUCCAGCAGGCGCACGCGGCCGGCCUGCAGGGCACCUACCGGGCCUUCCUCACCUCCCACGACCAGGACCUGGCGGCGGUCGUGCGCAGGGCCGACCGCAACAGCGUGCCCAUCGUGAACCUCAUGGGACAGAAGCUGUUCCAGAGCUGGGAGAGCCUGUUCGACGGCUCCAAUGGCAACUUCGACACCAGCAUUCCCAUCUACUCCUUCGAUGGGACAAACGUGCUGAGCGACCCUCGAUGGCCACAAAAGAUGCUGUGGCACGGAUCGGACAGCAGCGGCAAGCGGCUCAUGACGAGCCACUGCUCAUCGUGGCGCGUGGGCGACACGUCGGGCAGCCCCGUGGGCCAGGCCUCGCCGCUGCAGCAGGGCCGCCUGCUGGAGCAGCAGGCGUACAACUGCAACAGCCCCUUCGUGGUGCUGUGCAUCGAGAACAGCUCCGUGCAGCACGCGCGCCGGCGCCGCUAGCCACGGGGGAACCGGGCCCGGCAUCGCGCCCGUGGCGCUUUCUCACCUCCAGCCAUACCCCCACCUUCCCCGAGUGCCCCCAGGGCCCCCCCCUCCCCCCCGGUUUCCGUGCUCCGGCGCGAGGAACGGCCGAGUCUAAACGCGCGUGGCCGUUCUGACGCUGCGCGUGUGAAACCUGCUGCAUCGUAUCGGAGUGAUUGCCUUCUGCUUAAGUGAGGAGUUUUAUAUUUAAAAGGAGUAACCUGGUCCCAGCCAAGACAGCGUCAGCGUGGCAUGUGGAUGGGUUGCAGUUACUGUGCCUUUAGUUCUCAGUAGAUGAGAGUAAUUCUCUCCCGACUCUCGCCCCAGCGAUUCGGAAGCGUCGGAAAGGUUCCAGCUGGGUGCAACAUCUCGUCCACGAACGGCCCCUUGGGAUUAUAGUAAGCGCCGUUCCACGUUCACAACUUUCACCGGCGAAACGUCGCGUCCGUUCGGGUCACGGUGGCCUCCCAAGUGCUUUCUUUUAUCUCACGGGUGCUUUCUUUUUACAAGCGGCGAACAUCAUCGACUCUCGCUCCAGGGUCCUUUUUAUUAUUGUUGUAGCAAUGCAGCAACGCCUGUUAAUCAAACAACAGAUGCCCGUCAAACUGUUUUUUUUUUUCCCGCGUGCCGGAACGACGCACGCAAACGCUCGCCUUGACGCUUCGCCACAUUUAGUUUGAAGCGUAUUUCACCCGUCACGAUUGGCACGUCCAACGGACGCUUCAGUUACAACCACGCGAUGGCUCCCAACCGAGCUGCGCUCGGGAUCGAAACACAAAGCAGCAGGGGGUUGCAAGGGAGCAGUAGGCAAGGAGGAGGGGGGGGGGAGAUGAUGAUGACGACGACGCGCCCUGGGGUAAACGACGUACAUUCGAGUGACGGGUGGAGAAGUGAAGACCGGCUGACCGACCGCCCCCCCCCCCCCCGAGCAUUGCGUAACGGAGUCCGUCAAGGUUGUUAUAACAGUGGCCGUCAGGGGAUGCCACGCGAAUUCUGAGCCCACCGAGGGGUCGGUUCAGAACGACGUUGUUUUGGAACGACGUUGGGCGACCGUUUUGAGGGGCGGGCUGGAAGUCGUCCCCCCCCCUACCACCUCACUGAGUCUCGCCCAUCGCUCACAAUGGGGGCUACUACUGUAACGAUACCCUUCAUCGGCAAUGUUAAUCCGUUUUCAAUUAAAACAACAACAAACCUUUAAUGUGUGCACUAAGUAACUAUGCAGUUUGUAUCCACGAUGUCGCUGUUUGCUAGUAGUAGUAGUCGUAGUGAAAGCGGGCAGAUUCUGCUGUGCCAUUUCACUCAUUUGUAAUAAUAACCGACGUUUAAACCACGGCUCUUUUGCGGGCAAACUCUUCUCAAUAGUAAACGCGGGAGAUGAAGCACAACGACUAGAACAGCAACGGCCCUCUCUCUCUCCCUCGACGAACUCUCAGCUCAAGAGGCCACGGCAACUGGCCCUCAAUGAGGCGUCCUAAGUCUCCGCUCGCGUUCAAGCAAAGCCUCUGAAGUCUAAACGGACUCUUGCCUCGUACAAUAAUAAUGAUGAUGAUGAAUCAGCCUUGGGGGUGACGUCGCACGUGCUCUCCAAGCGCACUAAAGGGGGCGCACAAUGGCCCAUCGUGUGGUUGAAACGCCCCCCCCCCCAUCUCUCUCUCUCUAGAGCUCUACGGUAUAUACAAACAAUGUUCUUUGUUAACCCUGUAAUGGCCAUGUUUGCUUCGAGCUAUUGGAAGCUGCUGCUGCUUUUUUUUUUAUUGACAAAGCAUGCAAUGUCUUGACUCUGGAGCUUGUUACAAUAUCUGUGCGACGGUGCCGAGUGGCCGUGUCGAGACACGUAGCGGUGCCUCGCCGCUCCCUCGCUCGCCCUUCGCAGUGUUACCGUCCAAGCCCCCCUAGCGCUCGGGCAGGUGGUGGCAUCAGCCACAUCGGCAGCAGCGGUCGUAGCGUGCGCGCAUGCAGAUGGGGGGGGGGGUGGUGGUGUCGUCCUUGGCAGCGGCAGCAGCAGCAAUAGCAGCGAACGCACAACUUCCCAGCAUGGCACGAGCGCGCGUGUGCCACACACGGGAGGAGGAGGAGGGGGGCCCAUCACCGCCAAUGGGUGUCGACGCAUUCUCUCGUGUCUUGUUUUCACCAUCGCGUGAGCCACUAGAAAUGGGCCCUCUCCCCUGCUAAGGGGGCGGAGGCGGCAUCGAGUUUUGGGCGCAGCGCGUAACCUUGCUUUGAACUUAGUAGGUCAGUGUUGUUCGUGUCAAUGCAUUGUGGACACGUUCUGCAGAGUGCGGACGUUUGGUCAACACAGCCCUGGCUUUGCGAAAGCUUACUUUGGUUUUGUUUUGUGCAUUGGAGCAUUUUCUGAUGAAGUAUUUAAAGGAAAUGCGCACACAUUGUCAGAAUGAUUUGUAAUGAAUGAAAUGUCAAGGCUUCCUGUAUGCCAAAGAUGCCAUAGCCUUGCAUGGCCAUAGCCGUUAGCGUCUCAGCUGCUGCAGUGAAUCUCCUACAAACCGGGUAGUGAUUGACCAGAGAUGGCGUUUUUAGGUAAAAUUCAAUGCAAUUUUGGUCAUUUCUCAUUUAUAUAAACAUGCAUAUAUCACGAACAGUUUUGAAUACUUUUAUAAAGCUAAUUAAUGAUUCAUGUUUUUAGAGAGAAUAAUUUUAACCACUAUUUCUAAAAUCAAAGGGUAGAGUACGUGUUAUGCGGGCUCUUUCCAUGGAUAUGUCGGCAUCACAUCUGGUUGUCGGUAACAUAGAUAAUUUCUCCACGUAGGGGGGGAGUUAAUGUCGAGGCAGACCAACUGUCACUGCUGAUAGAAGGGCAGCCCACAUCGGUGCUGUACACGGGAAUAUAUAUUUCCGAUAUCAUGACGCAUUUUGAUCGUUAGAAACGACCAUGCUUUUAUGGAAAAAAAACCUGGCCACAAUUAUUUAAUCUGAGAAUCAAGUAAUUUUUACACUUUUCAUUCUAGUUCAUAUUUCAUGCAAUUAUUAUUUUUAUUCACAUCAUUCUCACCCUUUAAAUAUUCGUGUAAACGUCAGUAUUCACAUUCAGCAGGGAUUUGAUCAUGGCUGGUGGCGAUAAUGAUGAUGUUGAUAAACUCUGGUAGUAGCUUGGGCUGUGGGAGAUCUGUCAGUGUCUCUCCCAUGGAGCAACACGAGCCCAAAACUGGCCCAACACUGGGCCCAACACUGGCCCAACACUGGCCCAACACUGGGCCCAACACUGGCCCAACACUGGGCCCAACACUGGCCCAACACUGGCCCAACACUGGCCCAACACUAGCCCAAAACUGGCCCAACACUGGCCCAACACUGGCCCAACACUGGCCCAACACUAGCCCAACACUGGCCCAACACUGGCCCAACACUGGCAACCAGAGACUAACCUGGGCUUCCCACCUCAGUGCACGUGGCGUUUACAUGUUGCCUAAAAGCGUGAUCUGUCACUCAGGACAAACGCCACUUUUGGUCAAACCCACUUUUAAACGUCCGGUUAACUCGCGUACGUUUUUGUAGCUUUUCAUUUAAUAUAAUCACUGUCUCAUAAAAUGAUCAUUUUAGUGUCAGAUUGAUCAACCUGAAAAGGCAUUUAUCAGCAGUGACUUGAUCUCACGAAAGUGACAACCGACUUCAUGGAAAAGCCUGUGGGUGCGAGUUAAGUGGGUCACAUGGACCUCUUAGGAUUAAUCAACUUAAUUCGCGAGCGUGUAGGUCGUAGUGAAAUUGGUAAGGCAAUAUUACAUUGACAUCUAACUUAUUGACAUGGCGGUUCUGAAUUAAUGCAUGGAAAUUGGUCAAAUGUACUUUUUAUAUUGAGCAUAAAAAUUAAUUCCAAGCAAUGCCUCAACGUAGGUGGAUGCAUAAUGCAGAAGGCUCACAUACAGACGUGCAUUUUAAAGGUUUUCUGAGGCUUACAGCUGAGGGUUUUAUUUAUUCAGAUGUAUCGCUUGAAAAAUUAAUUGCCCAUUAAGUGUUAUAUUUUUGUAUUUUGCUGCUUAUUUCAACUAGGCUCUUUUCGGUUGUUUUUUUCCCCCUGUGUAAGUGAAUGGUGCUACUAUUGCUUGCUUCGCAACAUUAGGAAUUGGAACGCAGCCACAAUGAAAGCGCUGCCACUGCGCAGCAGUCGUGCUGCCUCGUGCAGGUCAGAUGUCACGUCAAUUUUUUGUUAUUGUUGAAAGCCUUCGCUCAUGUACCUGUACCUGUAACGUCGCACAGUAAACCAUAAACACCA